Molecule: messenger RNA, 5326 nt
Organism: Phymastichus coffea
Lineage: Eukaryota; Metazoa; Arthropoda; Insecta; Hymenoptera; Eulophidae
Gene: retn
Product: protein dead ringer
Exons: 7
Coding region: 151-1758 (535 amino acids)
Biological process (GO): regulation of transcription by RNA polymerase II
Cellular component (GO): nucleus
Molecular function (GO): DNA binding
Source: RefSeq, a predicted model, not a curated record
GUCGAGGCUUGUUACAGCGCCGGGCUAACUGCCAGUCGAUUCGUCCUUGUACACAUGUGUGAUUUCCUGUUAUUGCCGUUCCUGACCUACGCAUAGACCUGCGUGAUUUUUUUCUUCUUGUCGCUCGUAAUCAGCAUUACCGACGAAAGCAUGAACGAGGUAGAGGAGACGGGGCAGCAGGCGCAGAGGCCGAACAAUGUUUACGAAAUGGUGAUCGAGCCGUCCAUUCCCGAGGCGGUCUAUUCCGCUGACAGUUGGGAGGAUGAGGAUGUCAACGCUAAGAACGAGAGUGUCAGUGACGACAGCAAGAAUGGCUCGUUCAACGAGGCCACGCUCAGUUUGUUGCAAAAGCUGUACGAGAUCAACGACGAUCCCAAGAGGAAGGAGUUCCUGGACGAUCUGUUUAGCUUCAUGCAGAAACGAGGCACACCGAUCAACCGAUUGCCGAUAAUGGCCAAGUCGGUGCUGGACUUGUACGAGCUUUAUAACCUAGUGAUAGCGCGAGGCGGCCUUGUUGACGUCAUCAAUAAGAAACUCUGGCAGGAAAUCAUCAAAGGCCUCCACCUACCGUCCAGUAUAACUUCAGCGGCCUUCACGCUGCGCACUCAGUACAUGAAAUACCUGUAUCCGUACGAGUGCGAGAAGAAGCGCCUGUCGACGCCGGCCGAGCUCCAGGCCGCUAUCGAUGGUAACCGGCGUGAGGGUCGACGCAGCAAUUAUACUGGGGGUUACGGCAGCGGAGGCAGUGGUGCCGCCGAGUCCAGCAUGGUGCAGCGCAGUCCGCACACGCCCAGCUCGAUGCACGUCUCACCGCUGUCGCUGGUGUCGGCCGUGCAGCAGGUGGCAGCGGUCGCCGGCGGCCAGCACCCGGUCAACCCGCAGAACCUCGUCAACGGCAGCGCGGCUCACACACCCUUGCCUCACCAUCCGCACCACCCGCAGAGCCUGCAGGCCAGCCUCGGACAGCCGCAGAACGCCGCUCGGCGUCGAGAGUCGUCGGAGAUUAGCGAGCACCGACUGCUCUCGGCGGCGAUCGAAGCGGGCCUCGCGAACAAUAGCGACUUGUCCGUUCCAGGCGUGGCGCCGGAUUUCGAGGUGCGCAUGGCCGAGUACGUGAAGCAUCUACAGCGCGAGAUGGACGCGAGGCGACGCGCCGUCGUCUCGCCGACGAGCGCGCUGCUGGCCCAGCAGCAGCACCGCCCGGGCAGCACGUCGCCACCCACGGAGGCGACGUCGCGCGAGGCGCUGCUCGAGAUGUCGCGGCUCACGCUCUGGAACAUGUACAACAACAACAUGCAUCCCGCCAUCAACUACGCCCACAACAUCUCACCGCAUGACAGCCCGCACUCGCCGACCGCCCAACCCGCCAGUCCCGAGCCACAGAAGGAGGCCCUCGACCUCGGGCUCAGGUCCUCGCCGAGCACAUCGUCGCCGCCCAAUCGCCAGAGUCCGCCCUCGUCGUCGGGAGGCAGCGUGGCCGUGAAGCGCGAAAUCGAGCGCAGCGACUCGCAGCCCGAGCAGUCGACGAACAAGAGGUUGUGUCUGGACGAGGACGCCGCCGCCGAGAACCAGGCGGCCGCGCUGCCCGGCACACACAUCAAGAUCUCCAACCGAGGUGAUGGUCGUGAUAAUUCGAUGGUAGUCAGUAUGGAGAUCAACGGCGUGAUGUACCAGGGCGUGCUGUUCGCCCAAGCGGAAGCCGGCGCGUCGGGCAACAAUAGCGAAUCCAAGACGUCGUCGCGCCAGGUCACUUCGUGAAUAAUCACUCGGACAUUCGAUGACAACUAUUAUAUAUAUACAUAUGAAAUAUGCGUUUAAGCGUCUGCGUUGCUUCUUCCCUUCUCUACACGUGUCUGUUCGAGCUGCUCAGCGGGAGCGUUUGUAUAAGUUUACGCUUAUCUGCAUCAAUGUUAUUUAUACAAAUACCCUACUGUAUUUCUAUAAAUAAUAUUGUUCCGAUAAAUACUAAAAGGGAUGUUAAUUAAGAUCGUUUUAGUGCGUACGAUGAUUCCUGUGUGCAAUGGAAGACAGAACGUUAUUUUGUCGAUUUUUAGAUUAUACAUACUUUCUUUUUAAGCUAUCUUUAUUUUUUUGUAAAUUCUAAGACCCUUUUUUCUUAUUUUUACGCUCUCUCUCUCACUCUCUCUCUCUCCCUCUCUCUCUUUAUUGCAUCACCUUCUGUUUUUAUCGAAUGUAUAUACCUGCAUACAUUACUUUCUGUUUAUCUUCACUUUCAAGUAUGUACGCUCGAUUUUUCUCAAAUUUUAUCUACAUGGAAUCAUAUUUUACAGUCGCUAUUUAUUAUUUUUUAAUUGUUUCUGCGCAAUAUUAACAGUGAAGAGUAAUUUUAUGUAUAUAUAUAUAUGAAAAGUUUUAUUUGAUUUUUACAAAACAUUUUUUACUAAACAAUCUAUUUUACGUUUUCUUUGUAUCGAAUGAAUUUUUGUUGAUGACUACCAAUUCUGCUGGAACUUAGGAAAAUUUACGUUCAAUCGAGCAAUCAGCAGAUGGAAAAAACAUAUACAAGAGCAAAAAUCAUUUAGCAUUACAUCGUAACGUCCAGUCAGUCAUAAACUAUUCUCUUUCUUUCACUUAUCAACUAAUAAAUUCGUUCAAGUUACUUAAUCAAAACGUUUUAAUUUAUUUAUUGUGUCGAAGCUUACUUUUGUGUAUUUCAUUAAGUUUCGAUGAUCUUUAUACUAUAAGACUAUAGAUAGCAUAGGACCUAAUGUAAAAUAAAAGCUUGAAGAGCGUUACGCCAGCUCUUAACGUCAGCUUAAUUACAGAUUUUAUAAGCAUUUUAUUAAUAUUUUUACAUGUACAUUCGUUAUACUUUUUACGACCAAUAACAUAAUAUUAAUUUUUUGUAAGUCAUCUAAGAAUUUCUGAAGCUGACAUGUAUUUUAAUGUUUAUUUGAUUGAUUACUAGUGUUAUUUUAAUAAAUCUAGCUUUGAGCAUUUUCAAUUGAAGUGAGCCAAUUAACGUUUUUUUACGUUUCCUUUAUGAGGUAGUGAUCUUGAUUCAUAACUAGUUCGCAUAUCAGUUUGGCGUCCCUGACAAAAUUUUAGAUAAUGUAUGUAAUUUUUCAAUUCUCAAAUAUGUCGUCCAUGACCAGGCCCAUCAAUCAAUUCAUUUUUAUUUAUCGGCGUAAACCGGAUAUGAUUAAUUUUAUGAAAAAAAAUAAUAAAAAUACAAAAAAAAUUAAAAAAGAAAACGAAAAAAAAAAUUUUAAACUAAAUCUACUCAGGGUCGCUUAGUUUAGCUCUUAUUCUUAAGUUUGUACAUAUUGUUCUAUAAAGAUUAAUUCGUAAGAAGGAACACAAGUGAUCUGAUGAGAAUCUGUGAGUGUAUGUUGAACGCAUAUGAAGAUACAAUUUUCAAGUCUUUGAAAGUUUCUUAUCUGACCGUAGUACAUUGUGGAGAUAUUUGGAUUGUAGAUUUUUCUUUAAUUGAUUUAAAUGAUUGCAGAUUUGCUUUCGGGUAGUUGAAAUUUUAUUUGAGCUUUAAAUGUAAUUAAAGAAUGUGUAUAUUGUCUACAAUCUUCGAAUAUUUAAAAAUAAUUAAGUACGAGCAAAUUUUAAGUACAUUUCUUUUCAUGAAAAGAAAUGUUCAAACCUCCGGCUCUACGUACUUAAUAUUAGAACAAUCGUACUAUUGUAAACUAUGUGUAAACAUGAAUUUUAAUCAAAUGUGUAUUAAAAAGCAAUCAUCAAAUUUCUUUUUAAAUUAAUUAUUAACUGAGUGCAAUCGAUUAUUAAGUUAAUAAUUCAAACAUUUGUUGACAUUUUUUGUAUUAUCAAAAAAAGUUUUAUUCAACUUAUGUAAAAGUGUAUCACUGAUGAUUGUGAUAAUCAGUUUUAUAAUCACUGAUUGAAAUUCACGUAAAAAAUACAUUUUUCGUUGAAUUAUUAAUACUGUUGAUUUGAUCUAGGCGUUCUUACCGCGUGAGAUAAGAUUAAAAAUAAACACCUUCCAAAAAAGAUAUAAACAAUGUAAGAACAAAUUAUUAAGUUGAAUUUAGACGAAGGUAACGCUAUGUACGCGGACUUCAUAAAAUGUUUAUAGCAUUUCAAAUCACAUAUAUGAGAAAAGACAUAUUACAAUAAUAAAACGAGCGACUGAUUUUUGCUCAUAGUCUUUAGAAUAUACCACACAUAAACACUUUAUGGUGUUAGGAAUAUGACGAACUAAAUACCGAACAGUAAAAGUCCAAAGAAAUGGAAAGGAACUUUCACGAAUUUUCCAUGUAUGUUAUGAAAAAAAAAAAAAAAAUCGAUAUUAUAACGGGAAAAGGCACAUCAGAUGAAAAAACAAAUCUGCAUUGUUUAUAGUUUGAGGAUUAGCCAAAAAAGACUGUUAUAUAGGAUAAUUAUUCUAGAAAUUUUUUUCUUAUUACGAUCUAACUGUUGAAGGUACUUCUAUCAUGUCAUUUCUUACAAGAAAUCAUUUUGCUUAAUACUUAAGUACUAGCAAUAAAGAUUACCAUCUAUAGAGCAAUUUUCAUUCCGCCAGCUUAUGGAUUAUGCGAAAGAUCUUUCUAAUCAAAACUUUAUUGUAAGAAUCAAGAAAAAAGUGGAGUAUAAGUUAUAAUAAGUAAAUAUUCAAGUGUUUAGGCUCGUGAAAGAGUACAAAAACAAUUCAUUAACAAAAGAAUACUAUCGUUCUUGAAUUAGAUUAAUUUUGAGUUUUUUUAAAUAUUGAUGAAUUUUGUUAAAAGAAAAAAAAGAAAAAAACGUGUCCUUUAAUUCAUUCGAUUCAUUAUCUAAUAAAAUUUUCUGUUUAGUGUUGAAAAUAAGAAAUAAAAGUUGUGUUUAUAUUCUUACAAAUAUUUGCGAAACAUAAAAAUGAAUGGGCACGUCAAAUUGUUCCUUAAUGAAUUUCGUUUCGACGUAUAUCAAAAGCUCACUGUGACACAUGAUACUUGCAUAUCCACAUAUGUAUCAAUAUAAAACUGUAGGUGUAAAGUAUGUACGAAUCUGUCACACUCGAUUGCGAUUCGGCAAAAAGCUCGUGAGGCAUUCGUUAACUGUUAAAGCCACCAUAUACGCGAGUGUCGGUCGGCUAUUAAUUAAAAUAUCAGAUAUAUUAUGAAAAUGAAUAUAUGAUUAUUAUUUUUUAAUUAUGUAGUGACUGCACCGUAAAGUUACAUCGCAUAUUGUAUUGAUGGAUGUGUAUAUAUAUGACGUCGAUUGACGAUAAAACUAAUAAUUAAUAAUAGUAGCAAUACGUCACCCAUGAUUAUUGAUUAUAUAGUAGACUCCUUAAAAAUAGCAGCUUAAUAUUUCUCUGUAAAUCUAUGUACGUGCUCCACGAUCAUUAAUAAAU